This is a messenger RNA of Darwinula stevensoni, 395 nucleotides long. The record is from the annotation of a GenBank genome assembly. NCBI's taxonomy places the organism in Eukaryota, Metazoa, Arthropoda, Ostracoda, Podocopida, Darwinulidae.
AAAAGCUUUUAUCAAUUGUUGAAGAUUCCUCUCAGACAAGCAGAGAAAUGGCACUCCAGAAGAUCCUCAGUCUUCGGCCAGUGAUGGUGCAAUACACGUGUUUUGUUCCAUUCCGGAGAGCCAUUUCCGAUGAUGGAACUAUCCGAGGUCGAAGGGACUGGAUAGUGCUGCCAGAGGAUGGAUCUUGCAUUGCUUGCUGGCAUCCUGAAUCUCCCUUUCCUUAUGAAUGCUCUCUACCAAUGCCCAAGAGAGAGGCUGCUGAUACUGAUGAGGUGUUGAAGGUGAAAUUGAAAGAGGACCUGUCUUACAUACGAAGACCUAAGUUGGAUUAUGUUGCAAUUCCAGAGCUCAUGAAACUCACCCACACCAACAAGCACAUCUGGUAUCCUCGGUAG